UGCGUUUUGCUAACCAUUGUAGCUUGACAUUUAAUUUGCCUUCAAUCUAAUUAAUUUGAACUUGUUUCUUUCUUUGUUUGCAGAGUCAGGCUUCUCGAGAGACAUUGCAAUGUAGGUCAAAUUACAUAGCAACGCAUGUGCAGUGUAUAAUCUGUUCAUAUGCCAUCGUGCUUUUCUUUGACAGUCAAUUCUAAUGGAUCAUAAUGGCUUACAGAUUUAACGGUAAAUACUUCUAUACAGUGGCUCAGUGUAAGUUAAAUCCUCUCCUUGUCUCCAUAAAAGUUAAGACAGCAUGUUGAUAAUUAAAAUGUUCAAGCGAAAUACAAACGGGCACAUGGUGUACAUAAUGUUCUUCAAGAGGAUUAAAACAGAUGGUUGAGUAUGCGGAUAGCUGGGCUCACCAGGGGAAUUGCAGCUAUAGUAAUAUACUGGGGGAGGGGGAGGGCGAGAUUCAAUCCACCACCCUUACUUUGUGGAGAUGUAAAAUUAUAAGAAUCCCGUGUCAAAACGUAAAUCAAUUCCAAUCGGGUUUGUAAAUAUUUAGGCAUUAUUUCCCCCAUAAUUUUAAUGGAUUUCUCGUUACACGUUUCUGCUGAAAAUAUGGUUUUUAUUCGCUGCGUUACGUCGUUCCUUGUGCAUGAAGCACGCCUGACAACUCCACGCACAUGUUGGAUUGACACACUGAAAAUAAUGCAGCAUGGCUGCAGCAAGCCCAGCCUGACAGCACAUGACUCGUACUUAGACCAACGCCAAACAUACAACUACCACUAAAAGCGAGGUUAAUGCAGUAGACCGCACCACGUCCGCUCCUUCCCCACGUGCUUUUGACAGGAUUUAAUGCACGGUCCAUGUUUUUGUUAUUAUUGUGCAUCCCUUCCCCCCACCCCCCAACCUCGGGAUGUCGUCGACUUGCCAACUAGCCGACCAAUCAGCGCCAGGCGAUAACCUGAGUGACAUUCUCGCUCUUCCAAUAGGAGCUGGCGGCAGCUCAAAUCACGCGCUCAGGCCAAGAGGGUGACGCAAUGUAUUUCAACCCGUCAACCUAACCUGGUAGUGCGGCCCCCUUGGUGACGCACGCGAUCGGCGGUCUUCCAUUCGGCCAAUGAAGUGGGUGGGUACGGCCGCUGCCUUCCCCACCGGAGGAGAGUGCGAGCGGAGGGGUCCAAUGAGCGCCGGACGGGGGCGGGGCGAGCGCGGUAGUAAAGCUGGGUUACGCUGCUCUGGCGUCUGUAACUUUGUAUCGUCGGGAGGGACGGCCAGAGAAAGAGAGAGAGAAGGGGGAAUAUGAGUCUGACUCUGCCUUGUCAGAGUGGGAGGAGAAGCGACAGCGAGGCGGCAGUGAACGUGGAGUUCGGCGCGAGCCAGCUGGUGACCAGCGAGUGACCGUGCGCGUGCCCCCAGGUGGGGGGGUGGGGGGCGAGGGCUCGAGGCCAGCAGUCGGUGCGCAAGCGGGCGGGAGGGACCGGGCGACCCACAGGAGCCUUUUAAACCCUGCACGGAAUUAUUAACCCCUUCCCCAUCUUUUGAAGAAAAGCAUCUCGGCAGUCAAAAGACAGGGGUGGUGGGAGGAGGAGGAGGAGGGGGGAGCUCCGGGCAGAGAACAGGAGGGUAGAGGCGAGUUUGUGUUCCGCGGUGACACGGACUCGCGAGUUAGCGACCGUGUCAAGAUGGCAGCGGCGGCAGUCUGCUGAGUGCCCUGGCCGAGCCUUCUAAUUCUCCCCCCUCACUCGCUCACUCAGUGCAGCCUUCAUAGAGUUUGAACCCAGUCCCCCUGCGGUUACACGGAGUGGUGCGGUGGCCGAGUACGGCGUCCCGAGGCGGUUUCAGCCCCUAGCACCCGCUCUUGCAUCUCCCCUCAGUCUCGCCCCCACCAACCUUCUCCGAGCUCACCGCUGGCCGAGCGCAGAUCAUGGCCGAGGGGGCCGCUCCCGCUCCGGCCCCGUUGGACAUCGAUCCCGACUUCGAGCCGCAAACCCGUCCCCGCUCCUGCACCUGGCCCUUACCCCGACCCGACUUGCCCGGCUCUUCGUCUGCCUCGGGCAAGAAUGAUGCCGGGCCCGAAGCGGCGGAGAUGAUACCCGAGGAAGAGGAGGACAUCGACGAGCUGGGCAGCACUGAGUGCGGCUUGCUGGCCGUCCCGGGACUGGGCGGCGGAGAGCUGGAGCCGCAAGGGGUUGAUGGGCUGAAGCAGCCGGCGGGGACGAGCGGACGACCGCGGGGAUCUUGCUCUCCGCCGCCGUCCUCGAUUACAGUCAGCGGCUCCGGCAGCGCCUUCAUGGUAGCGGGGACGACUGUUGGUAGUACGGCCGGGUCGCAGCAUCGCAAAGCCUCGUCCCGUAGGAACGCCUGGGGCAAUAUGUCGUACGCGGAUCUGAUCACGAAAGCCAUCCAGAGUUCGGCGGACAAGAGGCUGACGCUAUCACAGAUCUACGACUGGAUGGUCCGCUGCGUGCCCUACUUCAAGGAUAAGGGCGACAGCAACAGCUCGGCCGGCUGGAAGAAUUCAAUUCGCCAUAACCUUUCACUACAUAGCAGAUUUGUCAGAGUACAGAAUGAAGGUACAGGCAAAAGUUCUUGGUGGAUGAUCAAUCCAGAUGGUGGAAAAGGUGGGAAGUCUCCACGAAGGCGUGCUGUUUCCAUGGAUAAUAAUAACAAAUACGCAAAGAGCAGAGGUAGAGCAGCAAAGAAAAAGGCAGCCCUGCAAGCAGCACAAGAAACUAAUGCUGAAAGUCCAUCGCCACACACAAAAUGGCCUGGAAGCCCAACAUCUCGCAGCAGUGAUGAAUUUGAUGCAUGGACAGACUUCCGUUCUCGUACUAACUCAAAUGCUAGUACCUUGAGUGGACGACUUUCUCCUAUCUUAGCCAAUCCUGAACUUGACAACGUUCAAGACGAUGAUGCGGCUCCUUUGUCUCCCAUGCUGUACGCUAGUUCAUCCAGUGUUUCCCCAACUACAAAUAAACCAUGCACUGUUGAGCUCCCUCGGUUAACUGACAUGGCUGGAACCAUGAAUCUGAAUGAUGGAUUGACAGAACAUUUGAUGGAUGAUUUACUGGACAAUAUUACUCUAACACCUACUCAACAAUCAUCACCUGGGAGUCUUGUGCAGAGAAGUUCAAGUUUUACUUAUGGGUCAAAGAGUUCUGGUUUAGGUUCCCCGAACAGUUUCAGCAAUUCCAUAUUUGGGCCACCUGCUUUGAAUGCUUUGCGGCAAACUCCCAUGCAAACUAUUCAAGAAAACAAGCAAGCCACAUUUUCUUCCAUUUCUCAUUUUAGCAACCAAACUUUACAAGAUCUACUUGCCUCUGAUUCUCACAGUGACGUUAUGAUGACUCAGUCAGAUCCUCUGAUGUCUCAGGCAAGUUCGGCAGUGUCUUUGCAAAAUUCGCAUAGAAAUCUGAUCAUUCAUAAUGAUCCAAUGAUGUCAUCCUUCACUGCUCAGUCUAAUCGGACAAACCAUAAUCCACUGCAUAGCCAGUCUCCAUCUCAUACUUCUGCACUUAUUGGUGAUAGUGCCUUGUCAAACUCCAUGAAUCAUGCAGCUUUACCAACAGAUUCUAAUAAUGUCUCCACAAAACACCAGCUUCACUCAUCUGCCAAUCGGUCUAUGCAAAUAGGAUUGUCUGAUGCACUUUCUGGCCCUUCCUGUCCUGGUAGCAUGACUCUUCCAGCUAUAGGACAAGACAAGUUUCCUAGUGACCUGGACUUAGAUAUUUUCAAUGGGAGUUUAGACUGCGAUGUGGAAUCCAUCAUUCGUAAUGAACUUAUGGAUGCAGAUGGGUUCGAUUUUAAUUUUGAUUCACUCAUAUCUGCUCAGAGUGUUGUGAAUUUGAAUGUGGGAACUUUCACUGGUCCUAAACAAACAUCAUCACAGAGCUGGGUUCCAGGCUGAAGUUGCCUUUUACUGGUGGAAGCAGGUUAGUAAACUGAAUCGUUUUUGCCAAAUCUGCUAUCAUCAAGAUAACAUUGGAUUUUAGCAAGUUUUGACAGCUGUGAAUCUGACAUCUUCAUCUGCAAUGGGACAGUUCCUGGAAUUUCAUCUCAAUCGACAUGAAAGAUGUUAUACAAUUUACAUUUUAAAUGAUUUUAAAGUGUUUAAAAAUUACACAAACUGUACAGUUUCUCCUGCAUCCCAUUAUAUUUAACUGUAUAUAAAUUGUUGAUUAAUACGGGUUGGUGCAUAAUUUUAAUUUUAUUUGAUAAGCGCAUCUGCCUAUUGUCUCCAUUGUAUUAGGAUGAUUGAAAUGAUGAUAGAAUGGGUCUAAUGAGUAGUGCCAACAAAAGCAAGGAUAUUAAUGAGACAAUUUACACAUAAACUGAUGAAAUGAAGUGGGACAAAUUUGGUGUUGUCAGAACGCCAGAAGACUUUAAAGCAGAUGAUUUUUAAAAAAUCCUUUUUAACGUAAUACGCAAUUGAUUAAUUGGCAUUUUUAAAUAACUUGAAACUGCAUGAGCUUAUUCAGUGUUGAAGUGCUGGUUUGAAUGGACACCUCCAGUUUAUGAUCUAACUUUAUCUGGUCUUCUGUAAUAGGGUUGCAAAAAUAUCUGGUUUAGAGAUGAGGUUGGUGAUUAAAAAUACAUUCGUGUGUUGACAUUUCACUUAGCCUCCGUAAACCAGACCAGUGCUAUGUAUAGACCAAUCUUGUGAGAAAUUGAUGGAAAGUUUUUUUUGUGUGUGUCUACACAAUAUUACAUUCAGAGAGGAAAAAAUGCCAAAAUAAUUUUCUCUCAAAGUUGCAUGCAUUGAAAUUUUAAUAUAUUUACAAGAUUGGACAGCUUUCUCUAUACAUUCAUCAUAAUUUUUUCCAAAAUUCUUAUACUUUUAAACAAAAUAUCAUCCUCCCCAUUCUGAGUACAGAUUGAUUUAAUAUAACAAAUUGUAUCACCAGUUAACAAGCUGCCUCCCUUUUGAACAGAAUCAUCAAUGGUCAGCUUUAAUGUGGUCUAUUUUCGGUAGGUACAUUUAUACUUAUAAAGUAAAUUGUUUUCAAUAAUGUAUUUCGGUAUGACAUUUGUACAUUUAUUGAAAGUUUUAUUGUACUGUGUACCCUUGAUCACCUUUUUGAAAUGUUUCUAUAUAAAUAUACAGCAGCUCAGAUUGCACCAAUUUAUGCAUAUUUCUUCAACUAAUGUGGAAGAUUUUUCUCUUUAUACAAUAGGGUAAUGCACAUUUAUAUUUUACUAUGUCCAGAGACAAAUCAUUAUGCAUGAUUAUUUAGUAGUAAAUUAGCAAUUUGCUUCAACUCAUUGCAUGAAAUUCAAGACCAUCGUGGUCAUUGAUGUCAGUGCUCCUGGGGAGUGAGCAGUGAUGAAACUCUAUUGUAUAACUUACCUGUCUCUCAUAAAUGAAUUCUUGUCUUUUCAUCAUGGAAGUCACCUGAAAAGGUGUGCUAUAUGCUAUUGUAUUUGUACAAUGAUAGCAUAUCAGUUAUGGCUGUUGAAUUGCUUUCAUCAAAUAUAAAUGAAGUUUAAGGUAGUAUAUUCAUUCCUUUCAUUUAGCAAUAUUUUUAACCUCUUGCUCCUUUUUUUUAAAAAAAACUUCUGAAUCGGGUAUUCAGAGAGAAUUCUAUUCCUGCCAGUUUUCAUAGCCACGUCGUAGAAAAGUAAUUAAAAAGACUCAAAUUUCUGCUGAUCCCUUUGGAGUCUUAGUACAAAUCAUCAUCCAGGUCUGAACAUGUAGCAAAUCUUGGGUUAUAUCUCAGGAUAUGGAAAUGAAAUUGCAGUGAUUUACUAUAUCACAGUAUAACAAUAUUUAUGUAAGCCCUUUUGUGGUUUGUAUAAAAUUAAUGGGAGUGAAAUAUAGUGAUUUUAUUCUUUAGAAAUUAAAUAAGUCCUAAUGAUUGGAACUUCUACAACUCAAAUCAUUCAUACAUGAGCCAAUUUGCUGAAUUCACCUGUGCACUGCACAUUAAUCAGGUUCUAUGGCAUAAUUGUUGUUUCGCUCCAGAAAAAGGCAAGUGGUAUGUUAGCUAUCAGUUAAAUCUAUUUGAUUUAAUGCAACUUUUAUGUAACUGCCGCAAUUCUGUUUUCUGAAACAAAUCAUGCAGUUUUUAAUUAAGUCUGUCCACUUUUCAUUUCUGCCUGCUCCUGUUGUUCAGAAUCAUGGUGUCUGACACUGAUUAAAACUGAGCUGGGAUAUCCUGUAUUUUAUUUUUCAAGUUCAUAUAUUGGGAUGUAUAAUGUAUAUAAAAUUUAUAUUCAGAUACAUGAAUAUACUACCUUCCCUUCACCUCCUGUAAAUUUGAUAGUUUUGACAAGAAACAGAAGUUCUAUUGAACUGCAGUUUUUUAUUAAAUAAAUUAUUGGUAUGUAUUGCAAUGUACUUCAUUAAUCUGUGCUCUAGAAGAGUGCGCAUGUAAAAUAAAGCUUGAUAACACUAUGUUGAAC
Messenger RNA from Mobula hypostoma (lesser devil ray), 6387 nucleotides. It is a transcript of the gene foxo3b, whose product is annotated as forkhead box O3b. The record is from RefSeq and is a predicted model, not a curated record. Gene Ontology annotation, cellular component: nucleus; mitochondrial matrix. Gene Ontology annotation, biological process: regulation of transcription by RNA polymerase II. The transcript is spliced from 3 exons. Bases 1910 to 3892 code for a protein of 660 amino acids. Gene Ontology annotation, molecular function: RNA polymerase II cis-regulatory region sequence-specific DNA binding; DNA-binding transcription factor activity, RNA polymerase II-specific. NCBI's taxonomy places the organism in Eukaryota, Metazoa, Chordata, Chondrichthyes, Myliobatiformes, Myliobatidae.